AUGGGUUCGGUUUCAGAUUCCAACGCAAAUGUCCUCCUCGUAGGCUCAGGUGGUGUCGGCACAAUGGCAGCCUAUGCACUUGAGAAGGGAGGCAGAGCCAGUGUCACGGCGGUCCUGCGAUCUAACUACUCUGUUGUCAAGGAGCAGGGCUUCCACAUCAACUCAAUUGAGCAUGGCGAGGUCCAGGGCUGGCGGCCAACAGCCAUCCGAAACACCAUUCCCAAUGCAAUGGAGGAGGACCUGCAGUACCACUAUGUAGUCAUUACCACCAAAAACGUUGCUGACAUCCCUCCUGCUAUGACGGAACUCAUCGCUCCAGCGGUCACUCCCGGAUACACCAACAUCGUGCUCUUACAAAACGGCUUGAAUAUUGAACGUCCCUUCGUCAAGGCCUUCCCAUCCAAUCCUGUUCUCUCCGGCAUAACAGUCAUUGGCGCUUCGGAAAACCCUCGGGGCACCAUAAAGCACGACAACUACGACAUAUCGUACAUCGGGCCGUUCGACAAUCCAAACAUCAAGAGUGAGGUAUCACAAUCAGCGGCUCAAGCAUUUGUGGACAUCUACGGUGCCUGCUCCACCGUCAAGUGCACCUACGACCACGAUGUGAAGUUCAGCCGAUGGAGGAAGCUUCUAUACAACGCCAGCUUCAACACGGUAGCAACGAUCCUGCGCAUGGACGUGUCGCGCAUGCGCGCCAGCGAACACGUUGUCGACGACCUGAUCCGACCGCUUAUGCAGGAGAUUGUUGCGACGGCCGCGGCCAAGGGGGUCGAGCUGUCACUGAAGGAGGUGGAGAAGAUUAUCACGAUAGACCUGUACGAGAGCUUCUUCAAGCCGAGCAUGUGCCAGGACAUCGAGAAGGGAAACUUCAUUGAAUUUGAGAACAUCGUCGGCGAGCCGCUGCGCGAGGCUGAGGAGCUGGGCGUGCCGACGCCCACGCUGAGGGUUGUCUAUGCCCUGCUGAAAGGCCUUCAAUACCAGACUAAGGAGGCCAAGGGCCUUUUAAGGGUGCCGGAGAAGAGCUCGCCUGAGCUGAAGUACGGCGAUAAGAAUGAGAAGUGGUGA
Molecule: messenger RNA, 1065 nt
Organism: Diaporthe amygdali
Lineage: Eukaryota; Fungi; Ascomycota; Sordariomycetes; Diaporthales; Diaporthaceae
Exons: 2
Coding region: 1-1065 (354 amino acids)
Biological process (GO): pantothenate biosynthetic process
Cellular component (GO): cytoplasm
Molecular function (GO): 2-dehydropantoate 2-reductase activity
Source: RefSeq, a predicted model, not a curated record